Haliotis rufescens (red abalone) is the source of this 1646-nucleotide messenger RNA. Its product is annotated as probable 7-methylxanthine methyltransferase PCS2. Gene Ontology annotation, biological process: methylation. The coding region runs from base 33 to 1187 and encodes 384 amino acids. The record is from RefSeq and is a predicted model, not a curated record. Lineage: Eukaryota; Metazoa; Mollusca; Gastropoda; Lepetellida; Haliotidae. The transcript has a single exon. Gene Ontology annotation, molecular function: S-adenosylmethionine-dependent methyltransferase activity.
UUGAAUACACGUUGAAAGAUCAGUCCAAAAUAAUGUCAUCUGUGAAUCUUUGUGACAAUGGCGCUCAUUUGCCAUAUGGAGAGACAGGUAUGGGGACCUAUGGCACUAAUCUAGCGCCAGCCUGUGAUAAAUAUUCAGUUCUUCUACAAACGGAUGACUUCUUGAACCUGGCUCAGAAAGUUCCUUUCCUAGAAAAAACCUCGGCAUACAACAUCGGCGACUACGGAACUGCCGAUGGUGCUGCCACCAUGACGUUCCUCGGGACACUCAUCGAGAGUCUGAGAGAGCACCAUGGCUCUCACGUGCAGUUCCAGGUCAUCCAUGAAGACCAAGAGGUCAACGACUUCAACUCUCUGUUUAGACGCCUCUCUGGUCUAAUCCCUGAGUCACCAUCCUACCUCCAGAAUAUCGAGAACGUCUUUGCUUUGGCCUCGGGAACACAUUUUUAUAAGCAGUGUGUUCCAGCCGAGUCAAUGCACAUAAUACUCUGCAUGAUCGCUGUACAUUGGCUUUCUGGAAAACCACCUGUGAAUAAAGAAAAUAUUUACUCUUUUCCAAAUACAGAUACUGAUGUCAGGUAUAUGCUCGAGAAACAAGCGUCCGAGGAUUGGGAGAAAUUCCUUAUCUUGAGAAGUCGUGAGCUGAGAAAAGGAGGCCUUUUGGUUGUAGCUACACCGAGCAACUCCAUUUCGACGUCAGGAGAAAUGAAGAUUUGCAGUGGGAACUUCUUGUCAAUUUUGAAUGAAGUAUGGAAGAAAUUUCGCGACAUGGGCAAAAUUUCCCAAAGUGAACUCGUGAAUACUAAUAUGGCAUCCUGCGACAAGAGUUUACCUCUACUGAAAGCUCCAUUUGAAGAUCCCGACUCAAAAGUGAGUAAAUGCAAUUUACGGCUUUUAUCAGCUAAACUGGUUGAUGCUCCCUGUGAAAUUUACACUGAGUGGAAACAAAGGAAGGAAGAAGAUGGCGUUGAUGACAGGGUUAGAUAUGCCAGAAGAUUUGUGGCAGCCCAUCGAUGUUGGAGCAACAGUGCCUUUCUGACCGGUCUUGCAGGAACGAGGAGUAAGGACGAAAAAGAAUUAAUUGUGAAUGAGUUAUACGAACAGGUAGAGGAGGUGCUGCAAAAGAGGAACCCAGAAGAUUUGAAGGGCGCCAAUCUUUUCGCUUAUGUCUACAUCACCAAGGCGUGAGACGGGGAUUCUGUGCUCCCAGAACCACUUCUGGAAAAAAUACAACCUCGCUGAACUGUCAAACCAAUGUUUUUAACAAGUAUAGUAUAUAUGUGUAAAUAAGCUAUCAGACUAUACUUCCUUAUUGUAUGUGCAUUGUAAACAGAAAUAUGUUGUAUGUUCCAUUUUGUAUGUCAUGGUGCGUUGUAAACUUGCUCCUCGUCAUGGAGUGGUAUAACAGGAAUACAUUUCAAAACGGCUGCACUAUUUGAAAACGAGUGAUAUUUAUGCCUUUUUUUCAUUCAAAGCAGGCAUAUUAAUAAUCCGAAUUGCUGCAAAUCUCUCAACACUCAAUGUUUUAGUGACUUUGUAUUUUUUUAUCACUUUUUUUUGCCUUUUACGCUCAUUGGAUCUAUUUCUGCAGAUAAUCGAGACUGAUUAUUCUAUGGGGCUGACGUAUCCAACACGACAAUGCCAGAC